UUUAUCUUGGGUCAGUUAGUUUACAAAUACACAGGAUGCAGAGCUAGUGGUCCGGAAACUAGUAACUUUAGCUAGAUAAUGUACGCGGUUCUAUGAUGAGUUGGACACCGGCCAGAGACAGGGAGAAGUAUGGCGUUGCCAUCUAUAACUUCAGUGGUAUUAAUGAGGCCUGCAUCAAGCUCAAUGUUGGCAACACAGUUCAAAUUCUGGAGGAGCUUGGGGGCUGGUUCUUUGGGUACACACUCGACAACAAGGCCCUCCGAGGGGUGUUCCCCAAGUCAUAUAUACAGGUACGAGACUGUAUUGUGGACAAAUCUGGCCCAGUGGAGGUAGUGACAGCUCGCCUCCCACCCAUUGUACAAGAAGUCACAGCUGUGCUACGAGAAUGGGGGGUGCUAUUACGAAAGCUUUAUGUGGAGAGGAGCAAAGAGUUCACACUGUUACGAGACACCAUGACGGAGCUCAUAGUACAUCGUAGUAAGAUCUUGUGUGGUCAGUUGCCUGGAGAUGAACUCAAGCAGCUUAAGCAUCGCAUCACACUUGGAAUUGACAGAGUGAAUGCUAAGUUGGGGCUUGAUUUAGUUGUACGGGAUGAAAAUGGAAACAUUCUCAAUCCUGAUAUUACCUCAGCUGUCAAGCUGUUCCGACACCAUGAUGAAGCUGCUGCACAACUACGCAAGCAUGAAUCCUCACAUGGACGAGCCCCAUCAGUGCGCAGAAAAUCGCACUUGGCAUGGACAGCCUUAGUAGCAAUAAAAAAUAUUAUUAUUAAGGUUCCUGAGCCCUCCGAGAUUUCAUUAGGGUUGUACAUUGGAGAUCCUCGAGAAGGCAGAGAAAAGCCACUUACUGAAGCUUUCAUCAUCCCUUGGACUGAUGAAGGGUACAAUAGCCAUCCGGAUUUACUUCUCAAAUUAAAGUGUCUGUUUACGGAUUUGAGCACAGCAACCCUUGAUGACAAUCAGGUGUGGCUGAUUGGUUCAGUGGUUCGCUUAGGGUCAAUGGCCAGUAAAGAAGUAGACCCUCGCAGGGUCUCGUCAAUGAUGGGCAAGAAGUCCAUCUAUACUAAUGACUCGAUGAGAAGACCAUUUGGUGUUUUAAUGAUGGAUAUUACACCGCUGAUCACGAAACAAAGAAGCAUCACGGUGCCUGCAAAUGGCACACAGGACGAAGACCAUUUUGCCACAUUCUACCCGUGUGGUGAGAAGGAGACACUGGAUAUGAAGAAACUACUGUCGCGUGAUGUGGUGCGAGACAACAAGACGGGAUUUCAGGGGAUCUGGUUUACGUUUCAACUAAUUAACGGAGAUAUAAAACAGCUUCAAGAGGACAAUCCACACUAUGUUGCACUUCGGGACGUUCCUGUAGCUCUUCGCUUGGGUCUCUCCGACGUGAUCAUGCCUGGAGAUGUGCGCAAUGACCUGUAUGUCACUCUGUUAUCUGGGGAAUUCUCAAGAGGAGCCAAGACCUGUGACCGCAAUGUUGAAGUUACUGUCAGAAUUUGCAAUGAGAGAGGAGAAGUUAUACCAGGUGUGAUACAUCAAGGGUGCGGCCAAGGACCACUUGAUGAGUACCAUUCUGUUACUUACCAUCAUGAGGGAAAGCCAAGAUGGGCAGAAACUUUCAAGAUUACACUUCCUAUUGAAGAGUUCAAAAAGGCACAUAUUAAGUUCACCUUCAGACACAGAUCUACAAAUGAUGUGAAGGACAAAAAUGAAAAGCCUUUCUCUAUGUCCUUUGUGAAGCUGAUGCAAAGUAAUGGGACAACUUUACUGAACACAGAGCAUGAAUUGAUUGUGUACAAGAUCGAUGGAAAGAAAUGGAAUGAUGGAGACAGUAACUACCUGAGUCUUCCCUGGAGACGAAUUAAUGGGGAGGAAAUAGUCAAGUCGUGGAAUCAUGGGGUGGCUCCAUCAUUAAAGGACUCCUUCACUAUAUCCACCACUUUCUGUUCAACCAAACUCACACAAAAUGCUGAACUCCUUAGGCUGCUGGAAUGGGGUUGGAGUGGGUCUCAGGACAAGCAAACACUGCUCUCCUGUCUUCAGGGUCUUCGCCGGGUCCCCCCCGAGGAACUGAUGGUUUUCCUGCAGGACACACUGGAUGUACUCCUGGAAAUCCUCAUGAAUAACACCACAGAUGAUGAGAGUGACAACUACGUGUUCGAGGCGCUGAUAUAUGUCAUCACCAUAGCAACAGACAAGAACAAACAUGAAGCAUUCCAGCCCGUUCUAGACUCUUACAUCCAGCAAAACUUCCACGCUACCCUCGCCUACAACAAGUUGAUCCAUGUUCUAAAGGACUAUGUUAGAGAGGGACAGAAUACAAAACGACAAGAGACUUUGAAGAAAGCCAUGAAGUGCCUUCAGUAUGUCUUCAAGUUCAUCACACGCUCCAGACAGCUCUUUGUUGAGUUAUAUGGGCGUGGACAGGAAGAAUUUGAAAAGAGUUUACAGCAACUGUUGGAGGAAAUGGCUCUUAUGAUGAAGCACACUGUGGACACCACCCUCACUGUCCAGGCUCACUGCCUCAAGUACAUCACCACCACCAUCCCUGACAUCAUAACUAACUUUGAUCCUAUCAUUAUGAGCGAAAUCUUGGUGAAGAUGAUUGACAACCUAGAACCAAGACGGAUCCCAAAGCAGAAGUUGAUGACAAUGAACGAAAUAAUUCACAGUGAACUCUUCAAGAUCCCAGACUGUCGGCGCGUAUUACUCCCGUCCUUCAUUGUUAUUAUUCGUAGUUUGUUGGACGCCAAUGAGGAGGCAGCAGAUUAUGAGGUUGUAAUGAGAAAAGAGAGAAAUAUCGAGAAGCUAAAAAGAAUGCUGGAUUUCGACAGUCUCGCCCACUUGCCUGAAGCUCGCAACAUGACGGAGGAGCUGGAAUUAUGUGUGAAAAUUCUGGGAGACAUUCUGGAUGUACUGUUUUCAUCUGAUGUGGGACCAACCAUUGAAGAUAUAAGUUUGCUGUCCUUCAAAAUGUUGGAAGCUAUUCUGUCCACCAUCUGCAGGAUGACCCGAGAUGACCCACUUAUUUGUAAAUUUGUGAGUGCGCUGGUUUCCCUCCUGCGGCAAAUGACCGAACGGCAUUAUAAGAACUUCUUGAACAAGUUUCAAACCUCAGAUCAACUUUGCAUCUUCUUACUAGACCUCCUCUUGGUUGUGGAGAACCUCGUGAAAGUACCAGUUUUUCCAUCAGAUUGGGCAGAGAUGAUCCUCCUUCAGAACAGCGUAAUUGUGACAGUACUAAAACAGUGUUCACGAGUAAUUUGUGAAAGACUCCUCGACCCUUUCAAAGAACCCGUAUGGUGUAAAUUCUUUCAUUGUGCCAUCAGUUUCAUCACUCAGCCAUCUUUGCAACUGGAGGAUUUCACACAGAGCAAGAGAAAUAAAAUAAUUAGCAGAUACCGUGAUAUGCGUCGAGAUACUUCCUUAGAUAUCAAGAGUUUAUGGUUCAGUUUAGGCCAGCACAAGAUACGAUUUGUAGCAGCAACAGAUGGUAGGCAGUCCAUGGUUGGUCCAUUCCUUAAGAUGACAAUGUUGCCUGACGUGGAGCUUCGUAAAGGUACCAUACCCAUCUUCUUUGACAUGAUGCAGUGUGAGUUUUAUUCAUCACGAGAUCAAGGGAAAGAUCUGCCUCCAGACAUGGCUCGUAAUAACCAGAAGAAUAAGGGGAAGUUUAAUGAGUUUGAGAAUGAAAUGCUUGAGAAAUUAGACCAGCUUGUGGAAAGUGGUCAUGGAGACGAACACUACCGUCAGGUGUUCCAGAACAUCAUCGGUGCACUGUAUGAAGACCAUGCAACUAUGAGGGAACCCGGCCGCAAGUUUGUCAGCACUGUUACUAGACUGAUGGAUCGACUUUUACAAUACCGUACCAUCAUGAACACUCCUGACAACUCGGCAGAAACACGCAUGAGUUGUAUUGUUAAUCUCUUGGAUUUCUACUCUGAAAUAAAUAGAAAGGAACUUUACCUCCGAUAUGUUUACAAGUUGUCUGAACUUCACCUGGCUUGUGACAACUACACCGAGGCCGGCUAUACCCUGCGACAGCAUGCCGAUCUCUUGCGCUGGUCCUCAGACCCUCUCUCUGUAGCACUCCGAUCACCUCAUUACCUCAACAUUGAUCGUCACGACGAGCUUAAGGAAAAGCUGUACGAGGAGAUUAUUAGCUACUUUGACAAGGGAAAGAUGUGGGAGGAUGCAGUCAAACUGUGUAAAGAGUUGGUGAAGCAUUAUGAGGAAGUGAUCGUCAAUUACGUCAAGCUAUCCGACCUCCUGAACCGUAUGGCUGGCUUCUAUAGAAAUAUAAUGAAUCCACAGAACCUUCGUCCCGAGUCAGAGUAUUUCAGGGUAGCUUAUUAUGGACGAGGAUUCCCGGCUUUUCUUCAGAAUAAGGUGUUUGUUUACCGGGGAAAUGGGUUUGAGCGGUUAGCCGACUUUACCUCACGGAUUCUGGAUCAGUUUCCUAAUGCUGAGCUAAUGAAGAAGCUGACACCUCCAAGUGAUGAGGUCAAGGAGUCACCACAGCAGUUCCUGCAGAUCAGUAAAGUUGACUGUGCAGUACAGGGUCAAAAGCUCUUGUCUACUGCCGUCGCAGAGCAAAUACGGAGUUACUAUCGAGCAAACCACGUCAAGGUCUUUACUUACUCUCGUCCCUUCCAUCGUGGACAGAAGGAUCCUACAAAUGAGUUUGCCACAUUGUGCAUUGAGAAAACAACACUAACAACCUCAUACUCCUUACCUGGAAUCCUUCGGUGCUUCCCAGUUAUUAAGACUAGAUCAAUAGAACUGUCGCCCCUAGAGAAUGCCGUAGAAACUAUGUCCACCGCUAACACAGAAGUGUACGACCUGGUCAAGAAGUAUUCUCGAGACUCCACCCUACUACUACAUCCACUCACGAGAAAAGUUUCAGGCAUGGUUGAUGCUGCUGUCAUGGGUGGCAUUGUAAAUUAUGAAAAGGCAUUCUUGACUCCCGAGUACAUUGCGAGUCACCCCAACGAUGAAGAGAAACUGGACAACUUGCGCCACCUAAUCGCUGCUCAGAUACCAAUUUUAGAAGCUGCUCUCUCCAUUCAUGCUAACCGUGUGACUGAGCCCGUUGCUGGGCUUCAUGAGCACAUGGUGACGUCGUUUAGUAAGAUGAAGGCACAAGUACAAGACAAGUAUGGGGAAGCUGAGAUGCCAGAGGACUUAAAAAUUCAGAUUCGUCCAUUGAGGCUUCAGUCUCAGCUGAGUGUCAACAGUGAUCAGGCAUCACGUUCCUCCCACCUGUACAGUAAUCAUGAUAGUGUAGAAGCGGACGGCAUGGAGCUGGGGUCCCCAAGAGAGGAAUCUCGGAAUGACAAGCCCCGCAUGAGCUUCACCCGUGGCCUGCAUGCUAUCUCCUCUGAACUUAUAUUUAUGGGUAUGUCAUUAUCAAACUCCCAGUCAUCCCUCUCAAGAUUAAGCACCUCAGGAAAAGGUUACCCUGGCACCCUGCCUCGGCAACAUAAGAUCUCUUCAACUAUUGGGAAUGGAACAUCUACAAAGUCAUCCAAGGAGAAGAAGAGUUUCAGCCGGUUGCUGCGUCGCGAGAGCUUCUCUUCCCAGCGUGAAUCAUCAACUCAGUGGUUUGAUCGGUCAGAGCCCCAUGCGGUGCCACCUCAGCCAAUCAUUGAAUUGACUGAGCAGGUAACAGUUCCACUGACACCUGAACGCCCAAAGAGAAUAGAUGCAGAGAGAGAUAGAUAUCUAACACGGCCACGCUCCCUCACCAUUAGUUCGUCACACUCAGUGACUCCCUCACCAUCAAUAGGUUCCCGAGAGAGCCUCAUGAGUACACCGACUGGUUCAGUGUGUGAGGAGGAGGCUCCACCGCCAUUGCCUGUAAAGUUGCGUGACCAAGAUGGUGACAGCGCAUCUGUCAGGUUAAGCGCCUUGUCUCUGGUUGCCCCCAAGCCUGUAUUUGCCUUUCCCCCGGAUCUAUCUCCUGAACCCCCACGGAAGCCACCGCGACCUGACAAGAAUCACAAUCAUGAAGAUCCUUCCCUAUUAUGAGAGUGUAGACAACUUACAAUGUUAACAGACAAUGUAGAAAUUUAACAAGUACCAGGAUGUGUUUAAUGAAAAGGCCAAGAAUUAGAGGUCUGAAUGUAUCGAGGAUAUGCUGAAGCAGCGUGCGAAGAAAGAGACUAUUAGGGAGAUGACAUACAGUACAGUAAUUGCAUGUUUGGAAGGUCAAGUGAUAGUUGAGCUAAGACUACCGGGCACUUCUACCAGCAGGAGAAUCUGUGUUGCAGUAGGGUAAUGAUUCUUUAAAGUUAGUUGGCCAUGAUUCUGUAACAGUUAAUUUGUUUUUCAAAGAUAAUUACAGUAUUCAAUAUUUAUAAAACAAUAAUAAAUAUAAAAUGAGAGCGAAGCAAAAGUGACCACAAGGUAUUAUUUUAUUGUGAUGGGUGAUAAUGUAUACUACUGAGAAAAUUAAUGUUUCUUAUGCAUGAAUUUUGUUUGGUAAUGAGUUCUUGGUUAUAUCCCAUGAGUAAUAUAUCAUUUUCAUUAGAGUUAAGGACAGAGUGAUACUACAGUUCAGUGUAGAAUAUUAACCUUAUCCCUAAUAUGAGUUUCUUUAUAUAAUCUAAUUUACUCUUUAUGACGAUGGAAAUGAGAAGAAAUGAUGUCAGUGAAGUACAGUUAUUUCUUGGCAUUGACAUCAUAAUGCCUGAAAAGAACUUGCUGGUAGUGUACAGUAAUGUAAUUGAAUCCUCUGUGAUGAUAUAAUCUUUUGAGUACAUUAUUGAAAGGUUCAUGGUAAUUGUAUUAAAAAGGUUAAGUCAUUGUACUCAAGGGGUUAAGUCAUCAUAUUCAAGGGGUUAAUAAACACAAAAUUCAAUUGAUCAAAUCUGGAUAUACAUUUCUGUGAGUGGGAAUUUCUGCUCAUGCUCAUUCAUAUGUAUAUAUUUUAUUUGUGUUUGUGUGUUUAUAAUGUUUUGCUGUUAUUAAUGAAUUUUAUAUAUUCUGCACUACAGGUAUUUUUUUUUUUUUACUUAGGUUUAAUAUUUGUAGUUUAGUAACACACACAAUUGUAUGUAUGUGUGUGUGUAUACCAUUCAGGAAUAUGAAAAUCAUCAAAGGAUCUGUUUAUUAAGGAUGAUUCGUUAUUUAUGUUUUCCCUAAGAGCUUUAUCUACAGUAUAUAAUGAUCAACGUCUGUCUACCUUACUCCAGUCCCAUCUUAAGAGGAUAAAUUAGGUGACAGAAUAUAAGGACCUUGAAAGCUCAGAUAAGUCCAUUCUUCCUCAACUUCUAAGGAAUCAAAAUGAAUCAGGACUGCUACACUGCCUGAGUUUUUCAUAGAUGAUUCAUUCUAGUAAUGUACAGUACAGUAUUAAUUCAGCGAUUUUGUGUAUAAGUCUUUGUCAUAUCAUUUGAAUUUAGAUUUCUGCCCUGUAAAGAGCUCUAGUAUUAUGCAAUAUUUCAUUUUACAGUUUGAUUUAAUUAUACAAAUGAUGGUUGUACCGUAAUAAUAAAAUAAUUACCCGAAGUUUAUCGAGGUUGAUGGACAUAAAGAGAUUAGACUCUUUUUAAUGUCAUUUGCCUGAUACUAGUGACAUGUAGAAGACCUGCUCCCACGGUGGGGUUCACUUAAGAAUGUAGAGAAAGUAAUGAAUUAGAGCAUUUCCGUCACAUGUCAUGUAGACGAUGUACUUUCUGAUCUAUAGUCAUGAGUUGUUUAAGAAUGAGGCUACUACAUUGUAAUACCACACACACACACACACACACCUUACUUAUAUAGUUCACCAAGAAGUCUUUCAUAUAUAUAUCAACACAUAAGAUACUAAACUCUGAUAUUUUUGAGUAACUUUGUUAUUAAAUUCCAGAGUUAUGAUAUAAAGGUGCCAUUAUAACUUCCCUGUGGUUUAAUGUUUUAUACUAACCAAUCAGGAUGAAGUGAAGUUAUUGUUUACUAAUUAUUUGUUGUACACAGAUGUUCAUAUGAAAUUAGCCAAAGAGAGUGUCCACUUUGUUUGUAGAAGAGAUUUGCAUAAGUUUUACAUGAAGAUAAAGUUGUUGACUUUUGUACUAUAUGUAUAUAUUGCUUCUGGUACCCGGUGGAAUAAACUUUAUUGGUAUCUCACAAACAUCAUGGGAUUGAGCCGGGCGGAGUUAAUCAUUGGAUGUCUCAUUGCUGUGUUGUGGUGAGUUGUUUCAAGGAAUCUAUCUAAUGCUUCCACUGAUGUGGUAUGGUUGACUGUCAUGUAGGACUCGGUGAAACUUAUUCUAAAGGUGUUUUAUGUUCAAGGUAGUAACAGUCUUCUUAAACACUUUACAAAUAUAAUACCUUAUUCAUGAUUUCUUAAGGUAAUGUUUUGGGACCAACUUGAGGCUUGAAUGGCUGAUCUUGCUGUGAUGGAUUGGAUGAUGUGAGUCAUAUGUUUUAUUUUUUUACUCAUUCCAGUUAAGGAAUUAAGUGGUGGUUCUUGAGUUCAUUGAGCAAUACUGUACUCUUACCUGCACACUUAGUGGUUAUAUCAGCCUUGAAAGUUGUAUUUAGCUUUAUUAGAUCAUAUACCAUUAAAAAAUAUAAUUUAAUACAUUCCUAUUUGGACAGUCUUUGCUAUAAUUGUAAUACAAUUCACAAAUUAAUGAUUUCUGCUGUAUUGUAAGGUUGUUUUGUGGUGAUUUUCUUUUUCUCCACAGUAUCAGUUAAUGAGCAAUAAAAUAAAUAUGAGGGGGGUCAUGUUAAAGGGUAAAAUUCAGAUUCUUUACAGGUGAGUUUAAUUGGUGUAAUGUAACGUGAGAAUAAAAUUAAUUACUAGAUGUUAAUGAAAAGCAGUACUGUACUACCAUGUGUUUAGGUCACAAUUCAAAGGUAAAUUAUUAGAGUUGAAAUGAUAAAAAAGAGAAAACCUUGAAGACUGAUAAACAUAAGAUCCACAUAUUCAUUCCUUCAGAUAAAAUGCCAGUAAACAUUCAAAAUUUGGUACUGAUAAUUUUUAGGUGAUUUUACUAUACAUUACAGAUUGCAUUGUUGAAAUUCAGUAAUUUUUGUUUUUACUCUCUACAGAAUUUUUUAGUUUUCUUCUCCAUCCAUUUCUAACUACCAAAUUUCAGCCAUGUACGAAUUGAAACAUGUUACUGAUGAAUCAAGAGCUAGAGUUUGUUAGGAUUUGUUUUAGAGCUUAUUGUCCUGUCCAUAUUUAAUUCACAAUUUUUCUUCAUUCAGUCAGUCAUCUGUCAUAUGUCAGCCAAGGGUAUUGUCAUCCUUGGUCAGAUAUAAAAUGGACAGUUUCUUCAUAGACUUUAGCUUUCAUCAUUGGUUAAACAUGCUCCAAACCUGUCAGCCUUCUGUAGUUGAUUUGAAAACAUGACUGUGUCUUGGGUUAAUCUCCUUAUCUUUAUCUCUGUAUGUAUGAUGAUCCUCUCUUCUGUGUUUCACUUUAUAACUAAUGUACUGUACUUCUCAAAAAUCAUGAACCAAAACAGCUUGAAACAUGAUUUUAGAAGAGGAUUACUUAAUAGUUUAAAAGGCCUUGAUACAGUACCUAAUUGACCAUGCUGUAAGGAGUAUGAACCAUGGUGGAAUCUUUGCCAACAGGAGCCAUGUGUAUGGAAAUGUCACUACAGCAUACUACCCCACCCCCCCCCACCACCACCAUGCUCCUAUUAGAGUAAUAUCACAUAAACAGACAUAAGAAAAAUCAAAAUUCCAAGCCAUAUUUGCAGUUUGCCAUACUUUGACAAUUAUAAUAAUGUUAACUCUUGAUUUCUUGUACUAUAUUUAGAAGAGGAUUUCUGUCAUGAGAGAGAAGUAAGCUUAAAAGUUAUGACCAUAGAAGAAAGGAAUUCAAUACAGUAUGUUUAUAAAUUAUUGUUGAUGUGAUGUAAUUUAUGUGUUUACUUGUACUGUGCAGUGAGUUACCCCCUACCCCCGUUUUGACAGUCAUCACCUCAAUAUGUUCAAGUAUGUCAUCUUUGUUAACUGUAACAGCAAAAGGACAGAGAGUUUGGUGUUUAGUGUUAAUUUAUUGGUUUGGUAGAUGUCCAAUAAUAAAUGAGUGUUGUUUGCCAUAAAGUGAAAUGUGAUUUUUUUUAAUAAUAGUGUUGUUUCCAUUAAGUCAUUUUGGUGUCUUUUUGUAGUAUUCAAUACAUUUUGUCACAAAGUAUGUCAUUUGCACUCUUGAAAUAAUACACAUACUACUCAUAUAAGGUCACAAGUUUAAGCCUUCAACGUUUUGCUAUCAUGCCUUAAUGCCAUAAACUAUUUUAUUUUUCCCUUUCAUUUUGAAAUCAGUUGGCAAGCUGUGAUAAUAAAAUUUUCCAUUAUGGUUUACUCUUGUCAUUGGUCAUGAAAGCCAGUGCUGGAUGUUGUGGAGACUAACUGAUUGUUGAGAAACUGUGAAUUAAUUUUUUUUAGAUUGAAUUGAGACACAAUCUUGUAGAAGGUAAUUUUUCAUACAUUUUUAAUUUGUAUACAAGUGGAAUGGGUAGGUGAAACUUUUUUAUUAGAAGUUAUUGCUUCAUAUAGCAUGUACAGUACUGUACAUUGCCAAGGUUCACUUGUUAGAUUUGCAUUGCAGUAUUAGUAUUUUGUCAGUUUUCUAGUUUGGUUUACAAAAUAAAUGAGAACUUGAGAUUUAAAAUCUCAUAAGUUUACUUAAUAUUUUUCAGCAAAUGAUAGUUGUAAAUGGUGCAUGACAUUGAUGACCAGAAUUUUUGUAGAAUAAGUACAAAGGCUAUGAAGCUGCACAAACUAAGAGUGCCAUAGAAUAUUUUUUAGGGGAGAGGAGGGUUUGUAUUUUUGUAUGGUGCUGUAUGACCAAAGGAGAUGUGUUUGUGUGGCUGGUGGAACACACUGUUGGUCAUGAUAUAGAAAGCCUGAAGGAUGAUCACUGUACAUCAAUUACUCCAUUAUUACAGAUCAUAGUAAUCAGAAACUUCAUUAUAUAUAACAUUUAUUGCUACAGUUUUUUAGGCAUGCCAAAUGUAAACAUAGAAUCAAAUUUUAUUACCCAGAAUAAUGAUGUUUCUGGUUUAUUUUGGUUCUGGGUGAUGUAGGCAUUGAGUGUUCCAAUACAGGUUCCUUCAGCCAGUAGGGAAUUAAGGUUAACUUGUAUAAAUGAAAAUACUUUAUCUCGUAUCUUCUGUUAAAUAGAAUUACUGUAUAUCAUUUAUGAGUUUGAUGCUGUUGUUUUGAGAUACACUUGUCUUAUUCAGUUAAAUAUUUGACAUUAUAAAGAGUGGUGUGUUCCCAGACUUUUUAAUAAAUGUUUUCCUUAAAUUGAACACUUAAGAAAAUGGAUUUAAAACUUUUCAAGAUUUACACAUUGUGGAAUAUUUGGUACACUGUUAAGUCUCGUUGCUGUAUAAAGAAAGACAUUGGUGCACAUUGUAAGUCUUGGCAGUGUCCAUUGUCAAAGGUUAACGAUGAACACUGGAAGCCUUACCUCUGUGUCUAGUCACUAUAAGGAGCUUGGAGGUACAAGCUUUAUGUUCUGGUCACACUAAGCUAGAUUUAAAUGUGCAACAGUCAUUACAUAGAAUUAAGGGAACUAGAUGAAGCCGUGGCUGGUGAUCUGUUCCAUAAAUGCCUCAUUGGCUUAACAGUAGGUAAUGCUGCCUGUCAAAAGUUACCAUAUGCUCGUGUUACUUGAGGUUAUUAUGACAUUACAGUUUUUUUUUCCAGUGAUUUUUACCUCAUGCACACCAGAUACCAGUUCAUCAAGUUUAUGUUACAGUAUAUGAUUUGUGAGUGAUUUUUUCAGUAUUUGUUCUUGAAUGAGAUAAAAUACUCAUGUAAUUAUUAUACAGUUUACAUUAUGCUGACAAUAAUGAAAAAAUAUAAAUGUGUUUUUUUCAUCUUAAGGUAAUCUUUAUGACCUGGUCUUGAUGUAAUCUUGUCUUUCAAAUAAUGGUACUGUACUUAUGCCUGUGAUGCAUAAAACAAUCAGAUUUACAAUGGUAAGAUCCACAUGUUUACCUAAGUGUUUUAACUGCUUCUACCAUGUAACUAUAAUUUGAUAAUAUACAUUUGCUUGUAA
This is a messenger RNA of Homarus americanus (American lobster), 12012 nucleotides long. It is a transcript of the gene mbc, whose product is annotated as dedicator of cytokinesis protein 1-like. Gene Ontology annotation, biological process: cell migration; small GTPase-mediated signal transduction. Lineage: Eukaryota; Metazoa; Arthropoda; Malacostraca; Decapoda; Nephropidae. The transcript has 40 exons. Gene Ontology annotation, molecular function: small GTPase binding; guanyl-nucleotide exchange factor activity. Gene Ontology annotation, cellular component: plasma membrane; cytoplasm. The coding region runs from base 93 to 6032 and encodes 1979 amino acids. The record is from RefSeq and is a predicted model, not a curated record.